AUGAAAACUAUUGUCCUUUUCGAUCAAAACUAGAGAGAUUAUUCAAAUGAAAUAAGAACAUUUCAUUAACUUAUUAGCAAUUGGUUAAAUAUUUAAGUGCCAACACUUUAAUAGUAUUAAUAUAUUUCUAUUAGGUAAUUAAAAUUAAAAAAUAAUAAUAAUAAUAUUUAUAUUUUUCAGGUGUUAUUUGAUUACUCCGAGAACCAGGCCAAGCCAGGCCAAGCCAGUCCAAGGAGGACAAAAAUGUGA
Messenger RNA from Paramecium octaurelia, 249 nucleotides. The record is from the annotation of a GenBank genome assembly. NCBI's taxonomy places the organism in Eukaryota, Ciliophora, Oligohymenophorea, Peniculida, Parameciidae.